This is a messenger RNA of Tetrahymena thermophila SB210, 3045 nucleotides long. RefSeq lists its product as hypothetical. The record is from RefSeq and is a predicted model, not a curated record. NCBI's taxonomy places the organism in Eukaryota, Ciliophora, Oligohymenophorea, Hymenostomatida, Tetrahymenidae. The transcript is spliced from 6 exons.
AUGUAGAGAAAUUUAGAAAAAAAAUAAAUUUUUUGUAUAAAAAUGCCAAGAAAGAGAAGAUAACAAUAAGGCUAGCGAAAAUCUAAGAGUUAAGAUCCUAUUUAAGAACAAUCUAAGAUUAAACUUCCUGUCUAACAAAAAAGAGUUUCAGGAAUCUAAGAUGGAAAAAAUAAAAUCCUAAGUGGAGAUUUGGAAGAAACCAUUUUUUAUGAUGAAACUAGCAGUUAGCAAGUCUUUAAUAGAGAUGACUCGAAAUCAGUUAAUUAACAAAGCUAAUCAGCGAGUAUGAGUAUAAAUGCAAUGAAUAAAUCAUCAAAUAUUAUAAAGAUUUCUACCAAUUCAACUUCUAGAAAAACAAGAAACUCUCUUACUAUAACAAAAAAAAAUACAGAAAAAGAAAAUGAACCUAUUAUUGAUGAAGAAGAUAUAUAUAAAGAAAGUUACCAAGAAAGCAAUACAGAAUCGUAACUAUUGAGAAAUUAAGAAAAGCUUAAGAAAAUAUUCUCUACAGAAAAUAAUUAAAUCUAACUUAAAGAAAAUUAUGACAGCUAGCUUAUAGACCACGAACACUUUGAAUAAUUGAAGAACAAAGGAAUUUCUAAAUAUGGAAAUAAGAAAGGAAGAAAAAAAGCCCAUGAGAAAGAUCACUAUCUUCCUCUUGAAGAUAAGGAAUUGAUGGAUGAACUGCAUUAAAUUCUAUUGGACUAUGAAUAUAACUUUAGAAAUAAAUCAUAAAAUAAUAGUUUACUUUUUAAGUAAGAAACUAGUUUUGAUAGCUAAAAUAUUGUGAAAAAGGAGUUAGAACAGUCUGGUUAAUUUGAUUGUUAAAUAGCUGACUAAAGUAUGCAGCAUUAAUAGUUGAUUUUAAGCAAUUAUUUUAAUGAUUAAUCAAACUAGGAAAACAAAGAAAUUAAUAUAACAAAUAACAAUAAUCUUUUAAUUAAAUUUGAAUCUCAAAGUUGUUCUGAUUUUAAACAACCUAUUUAUAACUAAAACAUAAAUUAAAUUUAAUUGACAGGUAAUCAAAAUACAUAAAAUCUUGGGGAUUUAUCAAAUAUUCAUGAUUUAAAUAAAUCCAAUAAUAAUUUCCCAAAUUUAAGCAAAAACAAGAGUUAAUGUUUGCAAGGGAGAGAUCUGAAUAAUUAAAAUCCAUAGUUAUCUAAUAAAAUAAAAAAAUUUUCAAUUGAAAAUUAAAAUUCUAUUUCUGCUGAUUCCUAAAAUCAUGUGCUUAUUUUUAAUAAAUAUAAAUAAAAUGUCUUAGAUAACACAAAAUAAUAAUCAUAAGAAACCUAAGAGAGCUUUAAUCAAAAAACUGAACAAUAAAAUGUAUAAAAUAAAACAUUUUCUGAUUCUUUAAGCUAAGACAUAUCAAUAUUUCGAUAGAAGGUAUCUCUUGGUAAUAGCUAAUUAUCUAAUUAAGGAAUAAUUGAUGAGUCUGUUCAGAAAAACAGUUCGUAAAUGGUAGAUGAAGAUGCAGAAACAAUUUCUACACCAACACUUAAGAUUCUUUAAUAACUAGAAUAAUAAGUUUAAUUAUAAAAAAUUGCAAAAAAUAAAAAUAGUAAUGAAAGUAAGCAGAGCAGAAGCUACAAAUUAGCAGAAGAUAUAAAAAUAAUUUACGUCAUGAGUUAAAAAAAGAAUACAAUAAAUGGCUAUUCUUCAAAAUAUUGGGGUUUAGUAGUGAGAUUAAAUCUAAUUUAGCGCCCUCACGAAAGUUUGAGAGAUAGGUAUAAAAGAUUUAUAAAAUAUUUAAAUAGAGAUAAUAUAAUUGAUAUUAUCAAAUGGGUAAGAAAAAAUGAUAAAAUUGAAGGUUAUUUAAAUUUCAUCAAAUUUAAAAAUAAUUUUAAAUUGUUCUCUCAUGUUUCAUUUGAAGAUCCUUUUGCAUCAAAAAAGUAACUUUUCUCUGGCCACAGAGUGUAAGAUGCCAGAAAAAACAAAAGUGUUAGCUUAGAAAGCUAAAGUUAAAAUGAUAGUGAUGAAUAUUCAUCUGUAAAAAAAGAAGAAAAAUAAGAAGGCAAAGCAGAAUUAAACUCUGAGCAUUAAAUUUAACAAUAAUAAAAUACUAGAUCUGAGUAUCAAAGCAACCUUUUUUGCAGUGACUUUAACUUAAAUGAAAAUUUAAAUUAUUUUUAGUAAAAAUAAAAUAAAAAUUCAUUCCUAAAUGUUAACCGUUAACAGUAAUAUUCACCAAAAAAAAUAAAUAAUCGCAAGAGAGAAGGCUCUAAUAAAAAUGAUUUGGUAAAAGGCUGCCACUCACCAAGUACAUAACAAAAUUCCUAAAUGUCAGUUUAUUCACCAGAAACAAAUCUAAAAAAUGAAACAUAUUCUUUCUAAAAUGUUAAUCAAUAAGUAGUAAAUAACAGUUUAUCUAACUAAAAAAAAGAAGAAGGUAAUAUAUUUGAAAUUUCUAAUUUCUAAUUUAAUCAGUCAUGCUAUAUUGAUGGAGAAAGUAAACUAUACAUAAUCCUCUCAGAAGCCGACUCUGAUGAAGAUUUGUAUAAUGAAGCAUAUUUAAAAGACACUGAUUAAAUCUUAUUAAAGUAAGACAUGAAUGAUAUGAGCUAAUAGUAAAAUAUAAAUGAAAAUGAAGUUGUGAAUAAUCAAAAUUAAAUUUUACCUCCAAACAUUAUGGGUGGUAAUUCUAUGAAUUCACUUGAAGGUGAAAUUAUCAAAAAAGAAGAAGAAUAAAACUGUGAAUAAGAAAGCAACUUCGUAAAUGACGAAAGAUUUAUUAAUAAAUAAUCGUUUACUUAAGAUUAAAUAUUAGACUAAUAAUAAGUCUUUUAAUAACAUUAAAACUACUAAAUUUAGCAUUCUAAUUAAAAAGAAUCCCCAUAUGAAAUGAAUGAAAGCUUUAACUCGAGGUGUCAUAUUCAAGAAAUAGAAUAAUUAAACAGAUGCGACUACUAUAAUAAUGAAAAUGAUAGUAAUUCUUUCUAGCAACUCUAUAACAAAAUGGUGAGCUAAAAUAAUGAAUUGAAUGUCCAAAGCAAAGAUUUUCAUUCAAUGGAUAUUGAGCUAGAUCAAAGUUAAAUCUUGCUAUGA